UCGAGUUGUUUGUUAAAAGUGACGAAAGCGGAACAUGAUGAGAACAUUAGUGAGCUCGUGACGAAAGCAAAGUUUCGUCUUUCACAAGAGAGGAAAAAAGUCGCAGGAUCAUCCAGAAGAACCCAGAGAUCACAGCGACAAAACUCGAGAGUGCGCGCGAGAGAGGAGCUCGUAUUUUACACACAGAAUAUUCACGAAUAUUAUCAUCAUCAUCAUCAUCCUAUGGAUCUGCUGACCUGAUGCUCGAACCAAAGAUCCAAAGGACCUAAAUAUCAGUGAUGGCAUCUUACCAUAGCUUAGAUGAUGACGCAAUGGCUCUGAUGGUCCACGACACCAACACGGUGAAGAAAGAAGAAUUUGUCAAAGAUGACUCGGUCCAAGAGCAAAACACGGAGAAAGUGGAUCCGUCGCAGAAGCCGCCGUACUCUUAUGUGGCUUUGAUCGCUAUGGCCAUCCGAGAGAGUUCGGAGAAGAGACUGACUCUGUCCGGUAUUUACCAAUAUAUCAUCACCAAAUUCCCCUUCUAUGAGAAAAACAAAAAGGGCUGGCAAAACAGCAUUCGACACAACCUGAGUCUGAACGAAUGCUUCAUUAAAGUUCCCCGGGAGGGCGGCGGGGAGCGCAAGGGAAACUACUGGACCCUGGACCCGGCCUGCGAGGACAUGUUCGAGAAAGGCAACUACCGGCGGCGCAGGCGGAUGAAGCGGCCGUUCAGACCGUCAGUGGCUCACUUCCAACCGGGCAAAUCUCUCUUCGGUGGAGAUGGAUACGGCAGCUACCUCUCGGCUCCAAAAUACAUCCAGUCGGGCUUCAUGAACAACAGCUGGCCGCUUGCGCAGCCGCCGCCGAUGACCUACGCGUCCUGUCAGAUGGGAAACGGCAACAUGAGUCCCAUUAAAGGACUGUCCGCUCCGUCGUACAACCCGUACAGCCGAAUGCAAGCCAUGGGCCUGCCGAACAUGAUGAACUCGUAUAACGGCAUGGGUCACCAUCAGCACCAGGCGCAGCAGUUGAGCGCGUCACCGGCUGCGCCAUCACCGGUACCGUCCAACAGCGCGGCGGGUUUACAGUUUGCCUGCUCUCGACAGCCGAGCGAGCUGUACUCUUACUGGGACCACGAGGCCAAAAACUCCACAUUACAUUCUCGGAUUGACAUCUGAAGCUGAUUCCAACAGCAUUUCAGGGGAUGUUAAUGGCCUGACAUCGGAGUGCAUGUACUUUUCUUUCGCUUUUCCGAUGGGCAGAGUUUCUGUUUUACGCAUCCAAGGUAAACAGGGUAAACUUUUGUUGCUGACCGACAAACAUUACGAGGCUUAAAUCCAGUGUUGCAUACAGACAAGAGAUUUGAACUAUUAGUUGGUUAACUCUGUUGGACUGCAUCGAUUUUUUUUUUUAAAUCAUUAGUUUGUUCAGUUAUUGUUUUACUUCAUCAAGUCUUGAUAUGCCAUUUCAAGAUGAGUUCAUACACAUUGUCUCCAGUUACAGUAUUGAAAGUGUAUUUGUUCAAAAGAGGACGGUGAUAAAAACAGACAAUUUUCGAUGGGUAGUUCAGUAGAUUUGCAAGAUUGUUCGGGGACCAUUGUAAAUUUUACAUUUUGGAUUGUCAGACCAGCACUUAUUUUCUAUUUGCUUUUAAUAAACUGUUUUCUCUACAAAAUGUCUUCGUAGAUACCCGAUGCAUGAGCGUUCAUUUUGAUAUCUGUAGAUUUGGAGUCAAGUUGCA
Paramisgurnus dabryanus is the source of this 1723-nucleotide messenger RNA. RefSeq names its product forkhead box L2b (gene foxl2b). Gene Ontology annotation, biological process: anatomical structure morphogenesis; regulation of transcription by RNA polymerase II; cell differentiation. NCBI's taxonomy places the organism in Eukaryota, Metazoa, Chordata, Actinopteri, Cypriniformes, Cobitidae. Gene Ontology annotation, molecular function: RNA polymerase II cis-regulatory region sequence-specific DNA binding; DNA-binding transcription factor activity, RNA polymerase II-specific. The record is from RefSeq and is a predicted model, not a curated record.